Molecule: messenger RNA, 3409 nt
Organism: Mya arenaria
Lineage: Eukaryota; Metazoa; Mollusca; Bivalvia; Myida; Myidae
Product: phosphoacetylglucosamine mutase-like
Exons: 17
Coding region: 43-1665 (540 amino acids)
Biological process (GO): carbohydrate metabolic process; UDP-N-acetylglucosamine biosynthetic process
Molecular function (GO): magnesium ion binding; phosphoacetylglucosamine mutase activity
Source: RefSeq, a predicted model, not a curated record
GAACUCUUUAAUUUAGAGGUUCCUGUCAAAACAAAACAAAUAAUGGAGGAAGUGUGUAAGCAGAUUUCAGCCAAGUAUCCCCGCACAAGUGACAAGUUCAUCCAGUAUGGAACGGCGGGGUUCAGAACAAAAGGAGUUGAUUUGCCCCAUGUCAUUUGCCGGAUGGGAGCACUGGCUGUGCUCAGGUCAAAGCUGAAAAAAGCAAGUAUUGGUGUGAUGAUUACUGCAUCCCACAACCCUGAGGAAGACAAUGGUGUGAAGCUGGUCGACCCAAUGGGAGAAAUGCUGGAGCUGGCCUGGGAAAAACAUGCAACCACACUGGCUAACGUGAGUGAUUUCCAACUGGUGGAGAUGGUGUCUAGUAUCGUUCAGCAGGAGAACAUCGACCUGUCAGCUGAGGCCAGCGUAAUCUUCGCCAGGGAUACAAGAUCCAGCAGCGUGGAGCUGUCACAGGCCUUGCAACAUGGAAUUGCAGCCAUGAAAGCAGACUUUUGUGAUUUUGGACUGUUGACAACCCCGCAGCUUCACUACAUGGUACGAUGUCGCAACACUGCCGAGAAGUACGGCCAUCCCUCAGAGAAUGGAUAUUACACGAAACUGGCCAACGCAUUCAUCAAACUGCGACAAAAGUUGUCUGACACUGGCAAGUACAGCAGCGAGGUAUAUAUAGAUGCAGCUAAUGGUGUGGGUGCGGGGAAGGUGCUAGAAUUAGCGAAACAUCUUGGGGAGUCUCUUACCAUCAAUGUCCUCAAUGAUGGCACAAACGGGAAACUCAAUCAUAAGUGUGGAGCUGACUAUGUGAAGAUAAACCAGUGUGCACCAGACGGUUUGACUCUCAAAGAGGGGAUGAAGUGUGCAUCGUUUGACGGAGACGCCGACAGAAUCGUCUAUUUCUUCCAAGGUGCAGGUGAUGGAAAGUUCUGCCUGAUGGAUGGAGAUAAGAUAGCAACAUUGGUAGGGGGUUACCUCAAAUCCCUAGUGGCUCAGACUGGCCUUAGCCUUGAUGUGGGGGUUGUCCAGACCGCUUACGCCAACGGCAGCUCCACCAAGUACAUAUCUCAGACUCUGAAAGUGCCGGUGGUGUGUGUAGCCACGGGUGUCAAACACCUUCAUCACCGUGCCCUGCAGUUUGACAUCGGUGUCUACUUUGAGGCCAAUGGACACGGAACUGUGAUUUUCAAUGGGGAUACAGAAGCCCGCAUUCAGCAAACUAGCACCGAUGCAAGCGUGGCAGAGGCCCAGCGUGAGGCUUCAGGACAGCUGCUCACUGUCAUAGAUCUCAUUAACCAGACUGUUGGUGAUGCAAUGUCAGACCUGCUGCUGGCAGAAUUGAUACUUUGUAGCCAGGGGUGGGAUAUGGCUGCCUGGAGGGACUGCUACACUGACCUUCCUAACAGGCAGGUCAAGGUCAAGGUGAAGGAUCGCAAUGUAAUCAAAACUACAGCAGAUGAGACCCAGGCGCUGUCUCCUGAAGGUCUGCAGGCAGGGAUUGACAACCUUGUGGCCAAGUACUGUAGUGGACGUUCAUUUGUCAGGCCUUCCGGUACAGAAGAUAUUGUCAGAGUCUAUGCAGAGGCUGACACGCAGGAGAAUGCGGACAAUUUGGCCCUGCAGGUUUGCCAGCUUGUGUAUGACAUGGCAGCGGGGAUCGGGGAAAGACCAUAGACAGGGGAACCAGUUACAGACUUGGAGCCCCCAUGAUAUCAAUGUACGCGAUACAGGGGGCAGAUCAUUGACAUGACUAACAGACUGUGAUAAUGUACAUCUGGAUUUAUGUAUUAUGUGCCUUCACAAUCAUACUGGAGGCAAAGAGAAAUUCACAGUCACCUGAUUUUCAGACAAUUUCAUUUAACUAUAUCGUAUAUUCUGAAAUUAAUUAUCCUUUUUUCCUGAAAAUACCAGAUACCUUAAUUUUGUAAGUUUCACAACCUGUCUCUGUUUUUUUUAUACUUCUCUUUGAUUAUUGGAUGUGAGGGAUGUGUUUUAUGUUAUGGAUCAUGAAAUGAUCACAAUGAAAUGUACUAGAGCAACAUUGUACAGGUGAUGGGAUCUAUAUAAAUACCAUGGUAGUAGAAAACACGCUAGUUUUGACUACUUAUACUAGUUUAGUGAUUGGAUGGUGUCAAUAAGACCUUUGAAGACUAACUAUGUCAAGUCAGCUUACGAUGAGCUCACAUAGCAGUUUGGUGUUCGUGGGCCUGUGUGAGAAUGCAUCCGUCUGGUUCUGGCUUAUAAAGGUCAAGGUCUUUGGUCAAAACCCCUUUGAUUUUGGCUUGUCCGGGCUGUAACUUGCUGAUGGUCAAAUAUUUAAAUAUUCUUUAUGGCUUGUUCGACAUCACUGUCAUGUAAAGCCAUCAACUUGACAUCAAUUACAUUCAAGGUAAAAGAGCAAUCUUCCUCAGCACCGUUCUAUGAUUGUGACAUUGGUGGGCUUAACAUUGUUGGCGAUUUGUCAACAAGCAUCUAGUAUUUUUGAUGUAGGUAGUAUAGAAGUGAUUUAUAUUGGAAGAAUAUAUCACUUUAUUCUUGCUUUAUUUUUACCUAAGGCCUAAAAAAAUAUGUCUGUUUUGGGUAACCCGACCCUACCUAUAAAAUAAAAAUGCGCCGACCCUAACUAUUUUUUUCUGUUUCUGAGCAAAUAGAGAGUUACGAAGGGCAGAUAAAUGCGAAUUGGACGAUCAGAAUUAUUGUUUAUAUGAUAAAACAAAGUCAGGCAAUGACAGUUAUGUAGGAAAGAGUGCCAUGUGCAAGGAAACACUCUGAACUUAAGACAGAUUUUGAAAAAAAAAAAAUCCCUACCUACCCUACCUAAAAAUUUUGGGAAGGUUACCCUAAACAAACAUUUAUUUUUUUUUUGGCCUAACUGUAAAUGUAUUUUAAUAACUCUUGACAACCUGAUUCAUAAGUGUGUUUUGAAAUGUGGAAAAAAUAUCAUUUUCCACUAUAAAUAUAUUAUUGUGUGUGAUGCUGGUCCUUGCUCUUUAGAUAUAAAAUGCCAAAUUAGUCAAAACAAAUAGUUACUAGUAUCUUGAAUCAUUAUCAUCCGUUGUUGAACUUGAAUAUUUUGUUAGAAAUAAUGAUGUAAACAAGCAUUCAUUUUUAUUAGUUAUUCACAAGUCCUUUGUUAUUCUUUUAUGAAACGAUAUAUUGAGAUUUGUAUCAUGUUAGCUGAUAGAUAAUGACGUGUUUGCCGCAAUACCCAUCCCUGCAAAUUAAUAUCAGUAAAUAGAAUGUGUUAUGUUUUGUGUUCUGUUGAUAGCCUUACAUAAAAUACUGGAUGUGCCAUAUCAUUUUGUCUUACAGUAUAUGAAACUAAUUGUAUAAGCAGAGCUUAUUAUGCAUUGUUAUGUAUGGUUGUGGAGUUACAAAUGUUUUAAAUUGUAUACAUGUCAAUAUAUCGAAUAUAAUA